CAGCAGCAGCGAGAGGGAGAUCGGAAGCGGGUCCGGACCGAGCGGGCUGAAAGGGGUCUCGAGCCAGCGAGGAGAGUGGCAGGAGAAGCUCGGAGACGCUCGGCCGCUGCUCGGUUACCCCCCUCGCGCGCGUGAGAGAAAGGAGAGGGCGAGGGCGACGGCAGGGAUAACCCAAGCGAGGAACCACAUGGAUCGCUAUCAGAAGAUCGAAAAAGGCGGGGGGGGUAAUCUCGGAGAGGGCACCUACGGCGUGGUCUACAAGGCGAAGGACCGGCAGACGGAAGAGAUCGUCGCUCUCAAGAGAAUCAGGCUGGAGGUGGAGGAUGAGGGCAUCCCCAGCACGGCCCUGCGGGAGAUCUCUCUGCUGCGCGAGCUGCAGCACCCGAACAUCGUCGAGCUCAAGGACUGCGUCCAGAGCGAGGGAAAGCUGUACCUGAUCUUCGAGUUCGUCGACCGGGACCUGAAGAAGUACAUGGAGGCCACCCAGGGCAUGCUAGACCCCAUGUUGGUCAAGUCCUACCUGUUCCAGAUGGUUCGCGGUUUGGAGUUCUGCCACGCACGAGGCGUCAUGCACCGCGACCUUAAGCCGCAAAACCUGCUCGUCAGCCGAGACGGAAAGCUCAAGCUCGCGGACUUCGGACUCGCGCGCGCGUUUUGCCCCCCGAUCCGCCCUCUCACGCACGAGGUGGUUACCCUCUGGUACCGCGCGCCGGAGAUCCUCCUCGGGACGCAGACGUACGCCCCUCCCGUCGACCUCUGGGCGGUCGGCACGAUCCUGGUGGAGAUGGUGACCAAGCGCCCCCUCUUUCCGGGGGACUCGGAGAUCGAUGAGAUCUACAAGAUCUUCCAGCUGCUUGGGACUCCGAACGAGGAGGUAUGGCCGAACGUUACCGACCUGCAGGACUGGAAUCCUGGGUUCCCCACGUGGAAACGGCUGAACCUCGCCCACCGAUCACAGGGGAUGGACAAGUGCGGGCUGGACCUGCUCGAGAAAUUGCUGUACUACGACCCGAAGAAGCGAAUCUCAGCCAAGCGCGCAUUAGAACACGCAUUUUUCGACGACCUCGACAAGACCGACUUGCUGGGCAACUAG
Ectocarpus siliculosus is the source of this 1093-nucleotide messenger RNA. NCBI's taxonomy places the organism in Eukaryota, Phaeophyceae, Ectocarpales, Ectocarpaceae. The record is from the annotation of a GenBank genome assembly.